Molecule: messenger RNA, 2617 nt
Organism: Protopterus annectens (West African lungfish)
Lineage: Eukaryota; Metazoa; Chordata; Ceratodontiformes; Protopteridae
Product: proline-rich protein 29-like
Exons: 6
Coding region: 48-626 (192 amino acids)
Source: RefSeq, a predicted model, not a curated record
ACCAACACUUGAGUGCACAAAAGACAUCCAGAGCCAAAAGUGAAAACAUGUCUUUUCCGUUAAGUGCUGGGAAUAGUUUAUAUGCUGACUAUCCUUGGAAACUGAAUUCUUCAGGGGUUCAAAUGAUCCCUUACAUGGUUCCGCAACAGCCAACAGUCUUUCAACAGUUCCAAACUCCAGUUUCUGCAGUCUUCCAACCUACCAGCUUCAGAGCUGGGCACAUCAAAGAAGAUCUAGUUGAGCUAAUGAUGAUCCAGAAUGCACAGAUGCACCAGGUGAUCAUGAACAACAUGACAAUGUCCGCCUUGUCGCAGUUUGGACAUUCGGCAGAACCCCAGACAAAAGAGGUGAACUCGGUGCCAGUCAUAAUUGAGAAAACAGGCCCAGAUAUUGUGUAUCACCACUACUAUGAUCCAUAUCCCUAUCAGGUCCCACCUUUGUGGCAGAUUCCUCCAGUUCAGUUACUUCCGAAGCAGGUAGUGCGGCAUUUGAAUGAUGGAAAUCCAGUUGUCCGGAGAGAACUGAAUGCCGUACCUCCUCCACCUCCACCAAGUGCUACAGGAACAGUUGGGGCUGAUGUGCGUCCUGCUUCAGAAUAUUACGGUAUUGCUAGUGCAAGAAUGUGAAAGGAUUUCUCUGAGAAUGAAGUUGUUCCAGGAUUGUACAGAGUGACAUCUUUUAAUGUUAUUCUCUUGGACUUGGACAGCAGCGGCAACACUGGCAGAGGAGUAGCACUUUCAGUUCAACAUCAAAGCCAAUCGCAGGACAGUUGCAGCAAAUUAAAAAAGGACACACUGGCAAUAUUAAAAGGCGAGAUAAAAGUGCCUGCUUAUGGAUAUUUUGGCUAUCAUAGUAAAUAUGAUUUUUACUGCAUUCAGUAUUUAGUAAUGACAGUUAGCAGUUAAUGGUUACCUUGAGCAGAACAAAAGAAUUCUCAGCACCUCACAAGCACUGUUGAUGGUGUGUGGAUGUGACACAUUCAGCAUCAGCGAGACUGAAUGAGCAGAUCCUAGUUUUGAUCAGCAUCAGUAUGGAUGCAGUAGGGAAACUGUGAUGAAUACAAAAAUGUGGACAUCGUCUACAACAUAUUGCAUUGCCACCUUUAAAUAUACACCAGUAACACUAUCCUGUUAGUUCUGGUCAACAUACUUGGAAGUAGUAGUAAGCAGGUAUGAUCAAUAGCACAGAUUUCAUUACAAAACAUUGCUUUUUAGUUUUGUACCUUUUUUCUUUCUUAUUCCUGUAAUUUUUCUGGGAUUUAAAGACAGAACUUUAAUAUUUAUUUUGCUUUUUUCAAGACAUUUUUGGCUUUGGUUCCAAUGACCUUUUACUCCUUUUUGUAUCCUUUACAAUGAUUAAGGGAUGCAUGAGGGAUUUUUACAUUUAUUCCCCAAAUUGAUCACCACAAUAUUCCUAGAUUUUAUUUGUGCUGGACAACUCAUCCUUUAAUUCUUCCCUUUAUACAAAGUCUGCAUUUGUUUGUGAAGAAACAGCCUUUGAUGAGUGCAUUCUGUUAUCCAGGAUCGAAUAAUAUGAUUGCAUUGUCAACUUGCCAAUAUCAGAAAUGAACUCAAGUUACUGAAAUUUAAGUCAAGACUGAAAGCAAGUUAACUUGUACAGAACCAGUCUAGCCAACACUGUGCCUUCAUAUCUUAAAGUUGUUUCCCUCUUUCUGUAAUAUUUGUAAUAUGAAAUAUAAUACUCAAUUCUUAAGUGUCCUGGCAUUGUUUUGUGGAACUUUAAAAUGGAAGGACACACUGAGUCAAAGAAAAAUCAGUUCUCUUGCAAGGAAAUUAUGUCUAGUGACAGGGGAUUUUCAUCAGAAGGGUCUCAAAUGUCAGCUGUAAGCUAAAUUGUACAUGUACAAUACUCAGAUGGUAAAAUAUUUCAGACUUUAUUUCUCUUCAGGGCUCCAACCCAGAAUAAUAUCUGAAUAAAAUAAUGAAAAUAGAAUUCCUAGAAAGUGGAUUCCUUCUUUUUCAGUGGAAUUUGACUACAUAAAAUUUAAUGAAUUUCUGUUGGAAAUUAAGCUUGUCUCCAAAGUACCACGUCUAUUUUUUACAAAGCAGAAUAUUGCCACUACACAGAGAUCCUGAGUUUAACUGCUCUAAUACUCAGCCUGAUAGUAAACAUGUUAAUCUGAUUACCAAUUCAGGUAUCAGUUUACAUAUUUAUUAGAUUAAUGUCUAGACAUUUUAUAUAGGAGAUUGUGGAACUACCCAGGGAAAGAAAAUUAUUUUGCACAUUUUCUGGAAGUGAGCUAGGAAAAGGCUAUUCACAUACGGGGUAAACUCCCAUUAUAUGAAAACUUAGCAAUGCAAGGAUAUAAAGUUUGAUCAGUUUCAGGAUAUUGUGAAAGCGUUUAAAAGGUAUUAGCAAAUGGACCAUGGGUUGUGAGAAAUAGUUGAAAAGGAGACUUGCAUUUUGUCACGCAUCAGCAGUGGAUCAAUGAAGUCAUAUUUUCAGAUCAUUUUAUUAGACACCAUGUCAGACCCAUUUAAUUGAACAAUGUUGCAAAAUGUCUUUAUGUUAUUGUUGUAUAUAAUAUUACUGCAUCUCUGCUGAAUGCUGAGUGGUAAAUUAAUAAAGCCAGGUGGCAGCUAGCAUGUGCAAAACA